Oreochromis niloticus (Nile tilapia) is the source of this 4501-nucleotide messenger RNA. RefSeq names its product mannosyl-oligosaccharide 1,2-alpha-mannosidase IA. The transcript has 12 exons. NCBI's taxonomy places the organism in Eukaryota, Metazoa, Chordata, Actinopteri, Cichliformes, Cichlidae. The record is from RefSeq and is a predicted model, not a curated record. The coding region runs from base 1207 to 3129 and encodes 640 amino acids. Gene Ontology annotation, cellular component: endoplasmic reticulum; extracellular exosome; Golgi membrane. Gene Ontology annotation, biological process: carbohydrate metabolic process; mannose trimming involved in glycoprotein ERAD pathway. Gene Ontology annotation, molecular function: mannosyl-oligosaccharide 1,2-alpha-mannosidase activity; calcium ion binding.
AAUUUCCAUCAAGAAAUCCGACCAGCCCACUGGAUUGUCGAGCAGCGGACCGUUUCCCCCCUCCUCCUCUCUCCUCCUCCUCCUCCUCCUGCCUGCACUAUAUGUUACAUUUCCAGCUCUCUCCUCUCGCUUUUUUUUACGCAAGCGUGGACGUCCACGGCACGGCGACACAAGUGCGCACCACAAGCGAGGGAGAGCGAGAGCUAGGCACAGGCACGGCGGGCGGACGUUGGCCGGGUAUCGGAGAGACGACGCGGCGGGGGUGUCUGUCUUUGUUGGGAACCGGAGAACUGGACGGUGGAUUUGUUUAUUCUCCGGAUUUUGGAUCGUGGGGGGGCUAGGAUAACUUCGCACGGGACAAAACCCGCCUUCUUUCAUGUCAUCCGGCGAUUUGUUUCGCCCGGCGUGUUGACGCCAGUGAGAGGGGGGGAAGAAGAAGAGGGGGAAACGGGAGCACGGAGGAGCGCAUCUGACAGACGAGCGGCAGGAAUACACACGAGUUCCCGUGCACCAGCUGCACCAGCACAGACGCUAACGACAUCGGAUCGUGAUUCUGAAACGUGUUUUAAGGAGCUUGUGAUGCGGCAACGUGGGUCGGUGUGAGCGGGGACGAGGGAACGAUGCUGUGCCGUUCGCUCGAGGCUGUGCACCGUAGGGCAGCGUGUUAUUGAUGAUCUGCACGGCGUGGAAAAAUGCAUCGAGUCGCAACUUUGUUCAGGGGUCUGACACACAAUCAUCUCCUUUAAAAGUGCAUUUAUGUGUUCCCAUGGCGUGCGCUGUCCUGUUUCCCUUGAAUAUAGCUUAGUGUUUCAGUAAACGCCUGUGCCAUUUGUUCAGCAUCCCGGAAGCCCUGUGCUGUUUAUGGUUUUAAUUUUUUUUAGACCCCGCAUCCUGCAGUGUGUUGAUGCCAGCGGGUUGCGUUAUAUAGAUGAAAAUCUUCAGAUUCGUGUUGCCAAAUGAUUGGUAGGCUAAAUUGUGAAUGUGGGCAGGCCUAACCUUCGCUUUAUGCAGAUCAAAUCGAUAGCGAGAUAAAGACGGCUCUGGCAAGCUCUUUAUGCCACUCUGCAAGUGUCACGGGGGGUGUGUUUGGAGUCCCGCAUUUUGAGUUUUUACGCGAGCCUCGGGGCAGCAGGGAAGCUGCUCAGUGGAGUGGAAACUGUCAAAACACUGUCUCGGCUGUAAGGCAACGUCUCAAGAAAACUUUCAAUGGUUUUCCGAAAGUUGCCCGGUGUCUCGGCAUCGGGCAUGGGUCUGCGCCUGUCCCAGAAAUUCAUGUUUCUGCUCUUUCUCUCGGGUUUGGUAACACUGUGUUUUGGGGCCCUCUUCUUUUUGCCCGACUCUGUCCGACUAAAACGCAUUUUUCUGUCCAAGACAGAGAUCCAGCCAGUCACCGUUGGCUCCGGCUCAGAGAACGAUGUCAGGGAGCACUUAAAAAGACCCAAAGACCAGGGCAUGACUUCGGCUAAAGGAGAGGCUGGCAUCAAGCUGAAAAGCCAGAGCCGCAAACCCCCAGUCUCUUACGAGGCGACCGAGGUCCGGCUCGCCGGGGGCAAAGCGCAGGAGGAUCUGAACCUCUCCAGGUCCAAGACGGAGUCCGCGUCAGAGAAAGUGACCUCCUCUAACCACGGUGCCAACUCGGAUACUUUUAGUUACAAGAAGUUCAGAAGGUGCUUGUUCAAACCCCCGCUGGGAAGAGACAACGGCAGACCGGUCGACCCGCAGACCAACGAGCGCCGGGAGAAAGUCAGAGAGAUGAUGAAAUUUGCCUGGGAUAACUACAAGCGCUAUGCCUGGGGCAAGAAUGAGCUGCGGCCUUUGACGAGAAACGGACAUAUUGGCAACAUGUUUGGUGGCCUGAGAGGAGCAUCCAUCGUUGACUCACUAGACACUCUGUACAUUAUGGGUUUGAUGGAUGAGUAUAAUGAUGCCAAGGAAUGGGUGAAGACCAGCCUGGAUCUAAAUUCGAACGGCGAGGCAUCACUGUUUGAGGUGAACAUCCGUUACGUUGGCGGGUUGCUGUCGGCGUACUACUUGACAGGGGAGGAGUUGUUCAAAAAUAAAGCAGUGGAGCUGGGAGAGAAGCUAUUGCCUGCCUUCAACACACCAACAGGAAUACCCCGAGGAGUCAUCAAUCUCGGGAGCAGUGGCACCAGUUGGAGCUGGGGUUGGGCCUCAGCCGGGAGCAGCAUCCUGGCUGAGUUUGGGACUCUUCACCUCGAAUUUGUGCAUCUGACUGAGCUGUCCAGCAAUCCAGUAUACACGGAGAAGGUGAUGAACAUCAGGAAACUUCUGAACAAGAUUGAGAAACCCCAUGGCUUGUACCCAAACUUUCUCAGUCCAGUCAGUGGCAACUGGGUCCAGCAUCAUGUUUCCAUUGGUGGCCUUGGGGAUAGCUUUUAUGAGUAUCUGAUCAAAUCAUAUCUGAUGUCAGACAAGACGGACGACGAUGCGAAGAAGAUGUAUUACACUGCACUGGAGGCAAUCGAAGCCAACCUGGUACAGAAGUCGCCUGGUGGUCUCACCUACAUGGCUGAGUGGAGAGGUGGAAUCCUGGACCACAAGAUGGGUCACCUGGCCUGCUUCUCCGGGGGCAUGAUCGGAAUUGGGGCAGACGAUGGCGCACCGGAGAAGAGGCAGCACUACCUGGACCUUGCCGCAGAGAUCACACAUACAUGCCAUGAGAGCUAUACUCGCUCAGCUACUAAACUGGGACCUGAAGCAUUCAGAUUCGACAGCGGAGCCGAGGCGACGGCAACCAGACUGAGCGACAGAUACUACAUCUUACGACCAGAAGUAAUUGAGAGCUACAUGUACAUGUGGAGGCUAACCCACGACCCCAAGUACAGAGAGUGGGGCUGGGAGGCUGUUGAGGCCCUGGAGCAGCACUGCAGAGUGGAGUCUGGCUUCUCUGGGAUCCGCGAUGUUUACACCACGAGUGUCAGCCAUGAUAACAUGCAGCAGAGCUUCUUCCUCUCAGAGACACUUAAGUAUCUGUACCUUCUCUUCUCUGACGAUGACCUUCUCUCCUUGGAGGACUGGGUCUUUAACACAGAAGCCCACCCGCUGCCUAUCAUCCGCAAUAGCUGCCUGCAGGAUGAUGCAACACAGGAAAAGACGGCCUCCGAAUAAGACUGAACACCGACGAACAGUUGGGACAGUUAAAGACAUCUGCACACACACAAACAUAAAUAUCGCAAACACCAAUUCAGUGCAGGUUCCGAGUCUUUUCAGGAGCGUGUUACGGACUCUCGAUUCCUUUCCAGUAAAGGAUGUUGUCGUUUUACGCUGUGAUUGUAAAUCCUUUUGCCGGGGUUACUUCCUGCUGGCACUUCUAUUUUGUGGACAAUCAAGACAAACAUGACUUUCAUGAAAAGAGCACCUUUUUUUCUUUCCUUCUUUCCUCUGUGAGGAAACCGGUUUAACUUGCAGACCCAAAUGUAUGGGAGAGAGGGGGGAUGAAGCGUGGGCCAUAUUGUCGGAAAGAAAGAAACACACAGAAAACCACUUAAGUUUUGCUCCUUAGUUUUGCUGUUCCGUUAAUCUUCAGUAAUCAAUGAUUUCCUGAGAUCCUCUGUGCUUUUUAUUUUGUUUUCCUUUGUGAGUACACACUCUUUGACCAAAGGUUUCUUUGCAUUGCUUUUCCCCCUCUUUUAAUGUGUUUUUGGUGAGAUUUAGUGGAAAGUUAAACAUUUACAGUGAGGUUUGAAUAUUGACUAAUGUACAAACAUGAAAUCUGACUCUGAAGUCCACCUCUAAACUGAUGUUGAUGUCACGUUUCUUACGGAAACAAGUUCGAAUGAAUUUUCUAAAGUUCAGAGGUGAUCAUGAAAGUGGUCGUGUCUUAUGCAUCCAGGGACCAUUUUUUUAAAGAAUGAUGUUGGGUUGUGUUUCCACAGUGUGCUGUUAUUUUAUUCAGUUUUUCCCAUCAGGACAGUGCUUUCUCUGUCCUUUCAGAUCAAAGUGACAAACGCAGUAAUGUCAGUUCUGUGACUGUAAAAGAACCAUAAAGGAAAAGAGUACAUUUGCUCUCCAGCUCCAAAUGGGUUUUCCUGUUUCUGUUGUAGUUUCUUCUGCUUCACCCUGCCUUUACAUGUGAAUCCAAAUGGCUGCCAAUACCGAUGUUAAGGCAGUUAGGCUGCAGAGACGUCAUUUUUCAUCACUGCUGUUCCGCACAGUUGUGGAGCGAAUGUGCUGUAUAUAACGGAUGAUUUGAGUGACCCCAUAUGAGCUUGUCUUGACGUUUUUCUUUCAACUAUUUUGUGUCUUUUUCUUUUUCUAAACUUCAGUGAUUAUUUUUUUCUGGGUUCUUUUUAUUUGCUUCCCUCAGGUGUUUCAGUAAAAAAAAAAAGGGAAAAAAAACUAAAAAGUUCUGAUUUUAAGUCUAGUUAUUGCUGAUAUUAAUUAUUGUUAUUACUUAUUCUUACUGUUUGAUUUUAACUUUCAUUGUUAAAUAUUUUCAAAUACUGAUUAAAAACUGUGCAACUUUGUACAUUUAAAACGA